Trichomycterus rosablanca is the source of this 1546-nucleotide messenger RNA. It is a transcript of the gene umps, whose product is annotated as uridine monophosphate synthetase. Gene Ontology annotation, biological process: 'de novo' pyrimidine nucleobase biosynthetic process; 'de novo' UMP biosynthetic process. The coding region runs from base 108 to 1517 and encodes 469 amino acids. The transcript has 7 exons. Gene Ontology annotation, molecular function: orotate phosphoribosyltransferase activity; orotidine-5'-phosphate decarboxylase activity. Lineage: Eukaryota; Metazoa; Chordata; Actinopteri; Siluriformes; Trichomycteridae. The record is from RefSeq and is a predicted model, not a curated record.
ACUGAAGAGCGGAAUCAGUUCACCGAUAUAUUUUGACCUGCGUGUAAUCGUGUCGUACCCGGAAUUAAUGAACCAGGUAUCUCAGAUGCUCCAUCAGCGCUGUAAGGAUGCUGGAGUUCAGUUUGACUGCGUGUGUGGAGUUCCUUAUACGGCUCUACCGUUCGCUACCAUCAUCUGCUCCACCCACCAGUACCCCAUGCUCAUCCGGCGAAAAGAGGCCAAGGACUACGGCGCUGCAGAGAGUGGUAAAGUCUGCACAGAGGACCAUCGGAUGCAGCUUACCACCCAUCGGGGACAUAUACACUACCAGGUGUAAGGAAAGAGCCGCCUGCAUCUUCCGUGACCCCACCCACCCUGCACAUGGACUUUUCACCCCCCUUCCCUCUGGUACGAAGCGUCUGAUUGAGGGCUCCUUCCGUCCCGGUGACGUCUGUUUGAUCGUGGAGGACGUGGUGACGAGCGGUGGUAGCGUCAUGGAAACGUCGCAGGAGCUUCAGGCCCAGGGGUUAAAGGUUAAGGACGCGGUGGUGUUGCUGGACCGUGCACAGGGGGGUACAGAGCGCCUGCGAGGCGAGGGAAUCUCCCUCCACCCCGUCAUCUCCGUAUCUAAACUCCUGGACGUUCUGGUGGGGUCGGGUCGCAUCGACAGAGAGACGUUCAGCAGCGUGGAGAAGUUCAUCAGAGAGAACCAGACCUUCAGCGCAGGACAGAAGGACGAGGAGAAGAACGGUGCUGCAGAUCUGAGUUACAGUUCCCGCGCCGCUCUCCCCUCCACCCACCCGCUGGCUAAACGUCUCUUCAGUCUGAUGGAGGAGAAGCGCACGAACCUCUGCGUGUCGGCGGACGUGACCACCACGCCGGAGCUCCUGGAGAUAGCCGAUGCGCUCGGACCCUUGAUGUGCGUGUUGAAAACCCACGUGGACGUGCUGCAGGACUUCAGCAUGGACACCGUCGACAAACUCGAACAGCUCAGCGACAAACACAACUUCCUCAUCUUCGAGGAUCGGAAGUUCGCCGACAUCGGGAACACCGUCAAACACCAGUACCAAGGUGGUGUGUAUCAGAUCUCAUCGUGGGCGCACAUCAUCAAUGCCCACGCCGUGCCCGGCCCGAGCGUGGUGGAGGGGUUGAAGGCGGUGGGUCAGAGUUUGGGUCGAGGAUGUUUACUCAUCGCUCAGAUGAGCUCCAAGGGGGCGCUGGCUACCGAUCAGUACACUCACGCUACGGUGAAGAUGGCAGAGGAUCACCCAGAUUUUGUUUUUGGGUUCAUCAGUGGAUCUAAGGUCAGCAGUAAAGCCGAGCAUGUCCACAUGACCCCGGGGGUUCAGAUGCAGUCUGGAGGAGACGAGCUCGGGCAGCAGUACACCACCCCGGACCAGGUCAUUCGCUCUAAAAGAUCUGAUAUUAUCAUCGUGGGACGAGGGAUUCUGUCGGCCCCGGACAGACGGCGAGCGGCGGAGGAAUACAGGAAGGCUGGAUGGGACGCCUACCUCAGCCGGAUCUCACCAUCACAAUAACCAUAAAUAAACUAAAAACUAAACCUGAA